Trichoderma asperellum CBS 433.97 is the source of this 473-nucleotide messenger RNA. RefSeq lists its product as uncharacterized. The record is from RefSeq and is a predicted model, not a curated record. NCBI's taxonomy places the organism in Eukaryota, Fungi, Ascomycota, Sordariomycetes, Hypocreales, Hypocreaceae.
AUGCAACUCAAGUCUUUCACCCCGUUUGUUAGCCUUGCGUUCUGGUCUGCGAUGCCCUCACCUGCUGUUUUAGCCCAUGACACGGAUGCCGCCGCCGCCGAAGUUAGGCAUCGCUAUGAGUUGGGAUCAUCGAUGCAGUUACCACUGGUUACCACCCCAAGCUGGUGGUCGAAAUACUGCUCAAUGCCUGACUGCAACCAAGCUAGCGGCGGCAUUUGCGACGUACGCACUGGACAACAGGCCACCCCUGGCUGAAAAAUUCGGAAUACCAGGCAGCGUCGUUUCCCUCUUGUUCAGUUCCAAUAUUUCUGGUCUUGGGGUCCGACUCUUCACCGGAGCCGGCUGUACCGGCAACGCAAUAGAUUUCUGGCCUGUUAACCCGAUCGAUUGCGAGAAUUUCCACGACGGGCUACCUUGGGGCGCUGAGUCGUUUCUCGUAUUCUAGACAUAUGUAGGACUGGCUGCUACGUCUG